Lates calcarifer (barramundi perch) is the source of this 2782-nucleotide messenger RNA. It is a transcript of the gene maptb, whose product is annotated as microtubule-associated protein tau b. Gene Ontology annotation, cellular component: neuron projection. The record is from RefSeq and is a predicted model, not a curated record. Gene Ontology annotation, molecular function: microtubule binding. The transcript has 11 exons. Gene Ontology annotation, biological process: microtubule cytoskeleton organization; neuron projection development. Bases 169 to 1839 code for a protein of 556 amino acids. NCBI's taxonomy places the organism in Eukaryota, Metazoa, Chordata, Actinopteri, Centropomidae.
UCGCCUCAUUUUUUACAGUGCAGUGAUGCAGCACGUUUCCAUGGUAACAGCAGCCUCCUCUCCCGGCAUGCAGCAGCAGCGGAGCCCCCCCCGCCCCCCCUCACAGAGCGGCAGCAGGGUGGAGCAGCAGACAGACGGACAGCAGCUGCAGCAGAGCCCGGAGGAGUGAUGAUGGAUGGAGACUCACCCCCCCUCAGAGAUGGCCCCAGCCAGCAGGAGCAGCAGGUGAUGGGAGACCUCGACUCUGUCAGUUUUGUGGAAAAACCUCCAAAUGGAGGCAGAACAGAGGAGGAGCAGGAGGUGAAGGAGAAACGAGAAGAUGGAGGUGACUUGAUGAGGAGCAGCACUGAGGAGCAGCCAGAGAGGAGGCAGGAAGAGGAGAGACUUGAGGAGGAGGAGCAGCUAGGAGAUGAAGAGAGAAAGAUGGAGAAGAAAGAGGAGGAACCGGCAGAGACUCCCUGCUCCUCCGCCACAACUCCUCCUGACGAAGGAGGAGCUGAUGAAGAGGAGGAGGAGAUCAGAGGGUUAGGGUUAGAAAGAGGAACAGAACAGAAAGAGGAGGUGUCAAAGGUGGAUGAGCACCUGGAAGGAGGACACAGAGAGGUGGAGGUUGAGGAGAAAGAGGAGCAGUCAGAGAGUCUUCCUCCAUCACCAGAGGAGCAGGGAGGAGCUGAUGAAGAGGAGGAGAAGGAGAUGAUUGAUGGGGAGGAGGUGAAGCAGGAGAGAGAGGCUGUGACAGAGAAACAGGAGCAACCAGAGAGUUCCCGCUCCGCCCCCACUCCUCCUCCUGAUGAAGAGGAGCAGCUGAGAGGAGGAGCUGUGAUGUCAGCUCAGAAGGAGCAGGAGUCAUCCACACAGCUCCACCCUCCCCCAGACUUCAAAGAAACGAGUGCUCCCUCUGGCUCAGCGGCUCCUGCUGAGGAGCAGCUGGCUCCUCCUGCCCCUCCACACUCUGAAGACCAGGAGAUCCUGGCUGAUGAAACAAGCGCUCCUCUGACAAAUGGAGCCCCCUGCAAAGAGGGACGGUUGAUUUCUACUGCAGCUCCUCCCUCCAGAAUCAGAGCUCCACCUGCAGGAGCUGCUCCUGGAAGGAAAACAAGUGUUCCUAAAGGACCUAAAGAAAAAUCAGCUGUGAAGGAAACAGAGGAAACUCCAAAGGCCUCCAGGACAGCAGGAGGCGCCAGAGCUGCCAAGAUGAUCUCAGCCAAGAGUACAGAGUCAGUCGAUGGAGUCAGCAGUCCAGGAAGUCGUUCUCCUGCCAGUCGAUCCUCCACUCCCAACAGAGAUGUCAAGAAGGUGGCUGUGGUCCGGACCCCUCCCAGGUCUCCUGGCUCUGCUCGUGGACGGACACCCCCCCUCCCCUCCCACCCCAUGCCCGACCUCAGCAACGUGAGGUCAAAGGUUGGAUCAACUGAGAACAUAAAACACACACCUGGAGGAGGAAAGGUUCAGAUCGUUAAUAAGAAGAUGGAUCUCAGUAACGUUGGGUCUAAAUGUGGCUCCAAAGACAACAUCCACCACAAACCAGGUGGAGGGAAGGUGGAGAUAAAGUCGGAGAAGGUGGCUUUUAAAGCAGUUCAGUCUAAAGUGGGUUCUCUGGAGAACAUCUCUCACAUACCUGGAGGCGGGAAGAAGAAGAUUGAAAGUCAGAAACUGACGUUCAGAGAGACCGCCAAAGCUCGGACCGACCACGGUGCUGACAUCAUCAUCCAGUCCGAAUCCUCCCCUCAUCGCCUUAGCAACACUUCCUCCCCUGGAAGCCUUAAUGCUGCUGAAGCCCCACCCCUCGACACCCUGGCCGACCAGGUGUCUGCCUCCCUUGCCAAACAAGGCCUGUGACUGGACAACCAGUGCCUGCAAACCCCACCCCCUCCCAUUACCAAGGAAACUGCCUGAUGAAAGAAAGAAAAAAAAAUCUGCCUUUUUACUCAUGAACAUCUCCAUCACCGACCGACUGAAGGGAUUUUAUGAAGUGAAAUAAAAUGAGGCUUUAAACUUUAGUAUCAGCCUCACAGGGCUCAGCCUCACAGGUGAGUCCACCCAGGUGUUCAAACAGGAAGCAUCACUCCAAUCGGCUUAGCACAAAGGCUCUGUUUCUACUCUUUAUGCUAAGCUGGGCUAACAGUUUCCCCCUGCUUCUAAUCUUAAUGCUAAACUAGGCUAACAGUUUCCCCCUGCUUCUAAUCUUAAUGCUAAGCUAGGCUAAUCACUGGCUCUAUGACUAUACUUUUGAGGUCCAUGAAGAAAGUUGAAGAAGUUCCAGGACAUUACUGAACAACAUACUAACAACCAAUUACAUCACAGGUUUUACUGGAGACUCAUCUCAUUUAAAUCUGAGAAACGUCACAGAUAUAUUUCUUCUCAUUGUUCAAAGUUCCAGGACACCUUAAAAAAAUGUAAGGCUCAGUGAGACAGUUUGGGAGGUCCUUGAGGAGAUCAUACAGUUCUUGAACAAAGAUAAAGGGGUCCUGGAGAUUGUUUCACCAGUCUCGUCUGUCAGAGAACAUGCUAAUCAAACUAACAGAUUAGCCUGUUAGCUUCCUUCAUAAAAUCCCUCCAAUCACAGAAGGUCUCUCUGUGAUGUCACCUCUCUCAGCCAAUCAUCACCUCUUCUGUGUCUCUGAAUGCUGACAUGCUGUAGGCCCCUGUGACGACCCCGCCACCCCCUCCUCAUCAUUAAAAAACACCCAGAAUGCAGUUUGAUACCAGGUGCCAAAACCACGUCUCUCUACCUGUCGGCUGUUAAAGUGCUUUGUACCAAUAAAGUUUCUCUUGAAUCAGA